Molecule: messenger RNA, 1353 nt
Organism: Camellia sinensis
Lineage: Eukaryota; Viridiplantae; Streptophyta; Magnoliopsida; Ericales; Theaceae
Source: RefSeq, a predicted model, not a curated record
AUGAAGGACGAUUAUGGCCUGGAUAUUAGUUAUCGGGUUGCAUGGUUAGGGGUGGAAAAAGCAAGAAACAAAGUAUUUGGCGACCACGCUAUGUCGUUCGAUCAACUUAGGUGGUAUAGUAAUGUUGUUAUGGAAAACAACCCACAUAACUACAUUAAUUUGGAUUUCGAUCAGCAAACUGGGAGGUUUGUGAGGUAUUUCAUAGCUUUUCGUGCAUGCAUCGACAGGUUCAAUGGUUGCCGUCCACUUCUAUUUUUGGAUGGUACAUUUUUUAAGGGAAGGUUCAAGGGGACAUUGCUCGCAGCCACCGCCAAGGAUGGAAACCAAGGUUUAUUCCCCAUCGCAUUUGCUAUUGUCGAUUCUGAAACCUCAUCAAACUGGGAAUGGUUUUUGCGGCAUUUGGCUGAAGUUGUAGACGGAGCUAGGAAUUUAACUUUCGUGUCUGAUCGUAAUUUGGGUUUAAUACAAUCAAUGGUCGUUGUCUUCCCCGCGGCACACCAUGCAUUUUGUUUGUUACAUCUUCAGAUGAAUCUUCGUGACCGAAUGAAAUAUGUUAACGCUGAUCAGAAAGUUGGUCUAAUGCGGAAGUUACGAGAUUGUGCUUACGCACCAACAGUAACAUCAUUCAACCAGAAAAUUGAAAUUUUAAAACAAUGCAGCCCAGUAGCGGUUGGUAAUUUUUUGCAAGACCUACAUCCGCAACAUUGGGCCAAUGCGUACUUUAGUGAGAUGUGGUCUAACGCCACAGAGUCAUUUAACAAUUGGAUUCGAGAAGCUCGACAGCUACCCAUUACUCAAUUGGUGGAUGCAAUAAGGGGAAAGAUCAUGGAAAAAAUGUCAAAGCGUAAAGUAAAAUCCAGCGCCUGGGUUGGUGAACUUUGUCCAAAAAUGGAAAAGCGUUUGAUGUCUGAGUUUAAAGAUAGCAGGCACUGGAUUGUUAGUCAAUCGGAUGACAAUGUUUUUGAGGUUCGGUCCCACCUGUCAGUGUUAGUUGACAUUGGCAAUCGUUCAUGUUCUUGUUUUCAAUGGCAACUAAAUGGUUUCCCAUGUCCCCACGCGGUUGUUGCGUUUCGAAAUAGUGGUAAGAAUGUGUAUGAUUACAUUGAACCGUUUUACCACGUGAUGAAGUAUAGGGCAGCGUAUGAAGGGUUGAUUCACCCAAUUUCCACCGUGGCGAAACCCAAGUUCACACCGUCAGACUAUCUCAUUGCACCACCCAUUUACAAACGUCCUCCUGGAAGGCCCAAUCGGAAAAGAAUUCCAUCAAAGGGCGAGGUUGUUCAACACAUUCGGUGUGGUCGUUGUGGCAAAAUGGGCCAUCAUAACAAUAAAACAUGCAAGGAAGCGAUGUAG